UGAAUACGUGUGUCAAACGUAAACACAAAUCAUUGUUUUUCGCCACUGUUUGUGACACGAGUUUCGCGGCAUUUGUAUCGACACCAGAGUUACGGUUAGACACGUGUGUAGUGUAAGCCAUGUCUGAGCGCAAGGUUUUGAACAAAUACUAUCCGCCGGACUUCGACCCCUCGAAGAUCCCGCGCCUCCGGCUGCCGAAGACCCGUCAGUAUACGGUGCGACUGAUGGCGCCGUGCAAUAUGCGGUGCAAUACGUGCGGCGAUUACAUCGCGAAGGGCAAGAAGUUCAACGCACGGAAGGAGACCGUCGAGGAGGAGACAUACCUCGGCUUAAAGGUGUUCCGCUUCUACUUCAAGUGCCCGCGUUGUAUGGCUGAGAUCACCUUCAAGACGGACCCCAGGAAUAUGGAUUACGAGGUACGGCCGGGUGUGGACAGUAGGCUGUUGUUGGUGGUGGUGGUGAUGUCUGGCUGUGGAUUCGGUGAUUGGUUGUGUGUUUGGGGUGUAGAACACGGGGCGACACCUAAUUUCAAGGCCUUAAAACUGGCGGAACAGCAGGCCGUCCAGGAGGAGAAGGACAGGGAGGAGGAUGAGCGCCUAAAUCCCAUGAAACUGCUGGAGAACCGGACGAAACAGUCGCGCCGGGAGUUGGAGGCGAUCGAGGCGUUGGAGGACUUGAAGGAACUGAACCAACGAAACAGGGAUUUGGUGCACGAGAGUGACGUACAGGCGGUGCUGGAGGGGGCGGCCGCUGUGGGCGUGCCCGUGCCCCAGGAGUUGGUCGAGUUGGUCAUGGAUAAGGAGUUCGAGGCGGAGGAGAGGGCGCUGUUGGCGAGGAUUAGAGGGGACGAGGGGUCCGGCGAUGACAGCAGCGAUGACGAGGCGUUGCCUAAGUUUGGCGUCACUUUCGAUACGAUCGAUAAGGAGUUCAGUAGUAAUCAUAAUAAGAGUAAUAAUGGUUUGAGUAGUGAUUCGGUGGCCAAGGAGUCGAUGGAAAACGGGUCCAAAGAGUCGCUGAAACGAAAGAUCGAUAAAUUGGUUGUCGUCAAGAAAAAAGUGGUCAAAACUGAUGAUAAUUGCGGCCCAAAGUCGACCGGAAGUACAGUGAAUGCGACAAAAAGUACGAGUAAUGCAAAUAAUUUACUCAAUUUAUGCGCUUAUGGCUCGUCGUCUGAUAGUGAAUGAGAAGU
Molecule: messenger RNA, 1189 nt
Organism: Oppiella nova
Lineage: Eukaryota; Metazoa; Arthropoda; Arachnida; Sarcoptiformes; Oppiidae
Source: the annotation of a GenBank genome assembly